AUGGACCUGGUCAUCGUCCACCUGGUCCUGAUCCACACCCUAAUGCUCCUUACCAGAGUGGUCACUGUGUCAGCAUCAACUCAGCAUCUACGGCUCCUGCAGACGGAUGUCGGAUGUCAGACGUUCGCCGCUGUGUACUGGGUGACCAGAGGCCUCUCCAUCAGCACCACCGGCUUCAUGAGUACAGUCCAGGUCGUGAUCAUCAGUCCCAGUUCCUCUCUCUGGGCCCAGCUCAAAGCCCGGGUACAAAAGACAAUUUUCACAAUCUUUAUCCUACUGUGGCUUCUCAACUCGAUCGUGGACAUCAACCUCCUGUUCGACACCAUUGCAUCUCCCAGCGUGAUCAGCCGCGAGCCCAGAUUCAGUGAUGACUACUGUUCUAUCAAGCCCAUCAGCAGCCUUGUAGGGCUGUUCCUCUUCUUUAUGUCACUCUGCGACCUACUCUCCGUGGGAAUCAUGGGAAGCUCCAGUGGCUACAUGGUCUUCCUCCUCUUCUGA
Messenger RNA from Tachyglossus aculeatus (Australian echidna), 498 nucleotides. Its product is annotated as putative vomeronasal receptor-like protein 4. The transcript has a single exon. Lineage: Eukaryota; Metazoa; Chordata; Mammalia; Monotremata; Tachyglossidae. Gene Ontology annotation, cellular component: membrane. Gene Ontology annotation, biological process: G protein-coupled receptor signaling pathway. The record is from RefSeq and is a predicted model, not a curated record. Gene Ontology annotation, molecular function: pheromone receptor activity. The coding region runs from base 1 to 498 and encodes 165 amino acids.